AUGGGUAUCUCUUCAAACUACCUUACCGCCACGGAGACAAUAGCGCUCGUCGCUCAAGGUCAAUUGACGGUUGAGCAACUCGCGCUGGACCAUCUGAGUCGAUAUGACGAGCGAGAUCCGGUAGUUCACGCCUGGGCAUAUGUCGAUCGCGAGAGGAUACUGAGGGAAGCAAAGAGAUUAGAUGGUAUCCCUAAAGAGCAGAGAGGACCAUUACAUGGAGUAGUGCUCGGUGUGAAAGAUAUGAUGAAUAUGCCAACACAAAGCGGAUCACCUAUAUACAAGGACUCCCGGCCAAAUGUAGAUGCUGGUUGUGUAGCUAUUUGUAGAGCGGCUGGAGCUUUGAUUUUUGGCAAGACUCAUACCACAGAAUUCGCUUGUUCCAAUGUCGGUCCACCGGGUUGCAGUAAUCCAUAUGAUGCCGAACGUACACCCGGAGGAUCAUCGUCUGGAUCAGCAGCUGCCGUUCGAGAUUUCCAAUGUUCUUUAGCACUCGGAACUCAAACAGGUGGAAGUAUAAUCAGACCAGCGAGUUAUAAUGGAGUCUUUGCUAUCAAACCCACCUGGAAUGCUAUCUCGACUUAUGGCUUGAAACCCUAUGCGACAACGUUAGACACCGUUGGAUUUUUCGCUAGAUCAAUAGAAGAUCUCCAACUGCUUUCCAAAGUAUUCAACAUUAAUUCGGAUAUCCCUCUAUCGCCUACUAUCAAACCACUAGCUUCAAGCAAAUUCGCUUUUGUGAAGACUGAUCAAUGGAUAAACCCUACUCCGGAAUUACAAUCCGCAUGGGAGAGAUCAGCUAGUCUUCUCCGUGAAGCAGGAGCGGAAGUGAUUGAUUUGGAAUUACCAUCUGAAUUUAUUGGCAUUAGUCGCGGAUCAGCAUGGACAAUCAACCAAGCUGAAGGAAGAAUUUCAUUUCAAUAUGAAUGGUUAAAUCAUCCUGACCUUUUAGGUGAUUUGGUCAAAUCUCAUCUCGAUUCACGAAAUACCGUAACACAAAAACAACUCGUAGAAGCAUAUGAUAAAGUAUCUUCACUCCGACCAAUUAUCGAUAAGAUCGCGAGUCAGUAUGACGCAAUCAUAACUCCUUCAGUGGAAAGUGAAGCUACGAUAGGUCUAGGUUUUACAGGUUCACCAAGGUAUAACGCAAUGUGGACUGCACUUCACGUUCCAUGUGUGAAUAUUCCUGGAUUCGCAAGUGAGAAUGGUAUGCCAAUCGGUCUAACAUUACUGGGACCAAGAUUCAAUGACGAGAGAUUGCUGCAAGUAGCAGAUACUGUGGCCAAGGUUUGGGUUGGAGUGGACCAGGCCAAAUUGAAUCUCAUACCUGCACCAGAGGGCGCAUUACAAUGCAAAGUAUAA
This is a messenger RNA of Kwoniella shivajii, 1359 nucleotides long. RefSeq lists its product as uncharacterized. Gene Ontology annotation, molecular function: catalytic activity. The coding region runs from base 1 to 1359 and encodes 452 amino acids. The transcript has 5 exons. NCBI's taxonomy places the organism in Eukaryota, Fungi, Basidiomycota, Tremellomycetes, Tremellales, Cryptococcaceae. The record is from RefSeq and is a predicted model, not a curated record.